AGCGCUCAUGACGACAGCGGGUGUGCGUUAUAAGCACUAAGCCUGUUUGUGUAACUUGAACGCAUCAGCUUGUUUUGAUUCAGAAAGUCUCUUUCACUCUCCGUUUGGACGUCUCCGUGAAUAUGGCGAUUUUUUGGAGAAUUACUCACAUACUUGUGUUUGCACACUUUGUUGUGUCUCAAAAACAUAACCAGUGUGGUGAACCAACAAAAUAUGAGGGCAGGCAGCUGGACAAAAGAUAUCUUAACAGAUCACAGUUCAGCAACAACGAAAAGGUGGCGUAUAACUGCUAUCCGGGUUAUGCACAGACAUACGGUAGCCGAAUUACGUUCUGUAAGGACGGACACUGGACACCCUUGACCAUGAUAUGUAAAAAGAAAACGUGCAGCCCGCUGGCUGACAUAGAGAAUGGACAAUACCUCCAAGAAGGACAGUCAUUCCUUGAUAAAGCCACUGCUGUGUGUAAUGCAGGAUAUGUUUUGAGAGGAGAUAAAGUCCGUGUGUGUGAGGACAAAGGCUGGACUGGGAUGAGCCCGACCUGUGAGGUGGUGAAGUGUCCAGUGAUAAACAUCAGCAAUGGAAAGGUCACCCCAGAAAGGGUUGUUUUCAGAACAGUUGUCCAAAUCACCUGCUCUCCUAAAUUUAAGCUGAAUGGAGCACAACAACUGCGUUGUGCAGCAAACGGCACCUGGACACCAGAUGUUCCCAAGUGUGAGCCCGUGUCAGUGGUCACCUGUUCAGCACCUGCUGUGGCAAACGGAGGUAUAUAUUAUGGAUCCAGGACAUCGUACAAACCUGAAGACACAGUGACCAUCACUUGUAAGGAAGGCUUUGAUCUGAUUGGCUCAACACAGGUCAUAUGUGGGCCAGAUGGCCAAUGGCAGGCAUUGCCUGAGUGUCGCUUAAAGGAGAUUUCAGAUACCAGUAAAUGUGGUCCACCCCAGUCUACUGACCUCGCCCACCCCAGAGAGGAGUAUUACGGAAAAGAAUUCAAAUCUGGUGAUCGAGUUCGUUACAAAUGCACUGUCGGACACCGUUGGUCAGCAGGGCAAGCCAGUAUAUACUGUAAAGAUGGACGAUGGACUGAACUUCAGAUCCAAUGUGAACGGAAAAAAUGUGGUUCUGCUGGAGAGAUUUCCUAUGGCCGCUUUGAAUACACCGGCGUGUCAUUCGGAGAUUCGGCUAAAGCUGUCUGUCAAGAAGGGUAUGAGCUGAUUGGUCCAGCUGUGAGGUACUGCCUGGAUGGAGGCUGGAACGGAAGGAUCCCUGUGUGUGAACCUGUUCACUGCCCUCCGCCCCCAGUGGUCAAAGAUGCCGACAUGUUUGACCCCACAUAUGACUACGUUCCCUUCGGUUACGCACUGUCCUAUCGCUGCCGUACUGGCGCUCUGAUUGGUGAAAGGGACAUACACUGCACCCAGAAUGGUACCUGGAGCGCCCCUCCUCCUAAAUGUAAAGAUGUCUUCUGCCCUGUCCCAAAAGUUCCAAAUGGAUCCAGAAUGAUGGGCUUUAGGUCUGUCUAUAGAUUCGGGAACACCGUCAUGUUCACCUGCAGUCCUGGUUAUAAGCUUAAAGGAGAAAAUUACAUCGCCUGUGGACAAGAUGGAGAGUGGAAACCAAACCUCCCGCAAUGUGUGAACACUGGCAGACAUCAUUUUAAACGCCACAGUCACCGGGUCUCCACCAACAUGUAGUGACAUCAUGCAAACACUGGGGUGUCCAGAACAGAAGUUUGCACACUGAGUGAUGGCACUCAUAUGGCUUUCUCUGGCUCCAUAAGAAUCCUAAUGAAGGACUUUUCAAAUUACUGCAUUUCAUUAAAUUAAAUAUAAGCAGAAUACUUA
Molecule: messenger RNA, 1844 nt
Organism: Myxocyprinus asiaticus (Chinese sucker)
Lineage: Eukaryota; Metazoa; Chordata; Actinopteri; Cypriniformes; Catostomidae
Product: complement receptor type 2
Exons: 11
Coding region: 123-1694 (523 amino acids)
Source: RefSeq, a predicted model, not a curated record